ACCAUCCUCUUCAUGCCAAGCUUACCCUGGUAGCAGGGAGUUUGUGCGGCAAGCACUCUUAAAAAAGGGAUAUCCUGCAGAAACAGUGGAUGUUACAUUGAACUCCAUUUCAGAAUCCACUCAUAAACAAUAUAAUACGUCAUAUAAAUCUUGGUGGAGUUACUGUUUAGAAAACAAUAAAAAUCCACUCGUGGUAGAUAUAUCAGAAAUAUUGAGGUUUAUGCAGAAAGAAUUUGAAAAAGGGAACACUUCGUACGGCAAGCUUAAUCAACACAGAUCAGCGCUUUCUCUAAUAUUUCCUGGAGAAAUUGGAAAAGACAUUUUAAUAAGAAGAUUUUUAAAAGGAGUUUAUCGGCUUAGACCAACAAAACCAAGAUAUAAUACCACCUGGAAUCCCCAAAUAGUCAUUAAUUAUAUUGAUUCACUAGGACCAGACGAGACAUUACCUACUUUGAUAUUAACAAAGAAACUAGCUACACUAUUGGCUCUGGCCACAGGCCAUAGAAUACAAACACUAUACCUUAUAAAAGUGGAUAAUAUUAUAUUUGAUGGCGAAGGAGUAUGCAUAUAUAUAACUGACCAGGUGAAGAACUCGAAGAAUAAUGCUCCGCAGCCCUUUUUUAAAGUACCUUAUUUCACUGGAAAACCUAAUUUAUGUGUUGUUUCAACACUCAUAUCCUAUUUAGAAAAAACGUCAGAGUGGAGACCACAAUCAGAAGACUAUUUAUUCAUUACAGCAAAGGAUCCAUACAAGAGGGCAUCAAAAGACACAAUUAGCAGAUGGAUUAAACAAACGUUAAACGCAGCGGGAAUAAAUACGCAGAUUUUUUCAGCGUAUUCCACACGGCAUGCCUCUACCUCGGCAGCCGCUAGAAAUGGUGUAUCUUGGGAUGUUAUUAGGAAAACAGCAGGCUGGACAAAAACCUCAAAAGUCUUUGCAAAAUUCUACAACCGUCCCGUUGUAGAAGACAACAAUUUUGCAAAAUCUGUUUUAGCAACUGAAUUGUGAAUACAUUCAUACAUGUUUAAUAUUGUAAAAUCAUACACGAAGAGUUCUUGUGCAUGGUCAUAAUAAAUGUGUUACACUGA
Anoplophora glabripennis (Asian longhorned beetle) is the source of this 1089-nucleotide messenger RNA. RefSeq lists its product as uncharacterized. Gene Ontology annotation, molecular function: DNA binding. Gene Ontology annotation, biological process: DNA integration; DNA recombination. The coding region runs from base 221 to 1009 and encodes 262 amino acids. NCBI's taxonomy places the organism in Eukaryota, Metazoa, Arthropoda, Insecta, Coleoptera, Cerambycidae. The record is from RefSeq and is a predicted model, not a curated record. The transcript has 2 exons.